CAUAGAUCUUUAUGCUUAACAUUAUCAAUGUUUAAUAUUCAGAAAGGAGGUCUACUUACCAAAGCCAUUGGCUAUUUUUUAUUAUGCACUAGAAAAUACAGAGGAAACGGAAAAACAUGUCAAGAAAGUGGAAGCAUCUGCAUCAAGAAAUAGAAGAUGACCUGGAAGACCACAACUGUUAUAACGAAACUGGUAGAGUAACAGAGAGAGACAAACAUCUUCUGUUUACCUGUGUUAAGGAAGAGAAUGUGUCACAGUUACGGCGCUUCCUCGAUCGUGGUUUGAAUACAGACAUAACAAAUGUCAACAAGCAAACACCACUGCAUAUAGCUGCUGGUCUCAGGCCCUCUGAUGUAAGUAAAGAGAUCCUUUAUUUGUUGAUCAGUUUUGGCUGUGCUGUGGAUUCCCAGGACAGGUUUGGUGAAACAGCAUUACAUGUUGCAAGUGAGGUGUCAGCAGCUAGUGUGCAGAUGCUUCUUGAUGCUGGCUGUAAAGUCAAUAUCCAGGAUAAUGCAGGGAGAACACCAUUAAUGAUAGGAUGUCGUAGUUCAUCAGCGGAGGUGUUAAACAUUGUACAGUUCUUACUGGACAGAGGAGCAAAUAUAUCUGUGAAAGACGCAGAUGGUCAAACAGCUUUGCACAAAGCCUGUACAAAUACUGGAGACGAGAAGACUGAGUUGAUCUACAUGUUGCUGUAUGCUGGAGCUGAUGUUAACGCUGCUGAUAAAUUAGGAUGUACUCCAGCAGAUAUAUAUUUACUGUCCCCAGCUAUAAGUGAACAUAAUUCCCACAGUGCGGAACAGCAGACACUUGAUAUAAGACCACUUGUGCGAGGUGGAGCCAAGUUCUUAGAGACUCACCAUAUAACUCGGGAACUAAUAAAUUCCUAUGGUGUAUUUUUACCUGUAAAACAUAGAGUAAAUGUACUGUCACAUUUAAUUCAUAUAUGUGAACCUGUAUGUAGAAUAUCCAGUGUGAAAAAAGUAAAACAUUUUAUUGAAUGUUUAGAAAACCCCACUGAAGAAACCAAUAAAAAUAUAAAAACUUUGAAAAACAGACUACAGACAGUAAGAACAUUAAAAUCACUUUGCAGAAUCAUAGUGAGGGAUUCACUGCAGAAUAGAAUAUUCUUAAAUACUGAUAAACUUAAAUUACCCAUUCAUCUAGAAAAAUAUAUUCAAUAUAGUGAAUGUGUUUGAUAAGUUGCUGUUACAUCACCAUGACAACCAGGAGAUGAAUCUGUCUGGAGACCGACAGCUUACCUGUCAAUCAAAAUGUCAAAUGUCACACAUUACCUGUGAAAGAAACAUUUAAAUUGUCAGCUCAAUUAGUCAUAGUAUCAAAUCUUUCUGUUUUACUGCAGUAACAAUCACAGCUAUUGUUUUUCAUGGGGAGUUUGAAUUUAUAUAAUGUAUGUUGUGCAGAGGUUGAGCUAACUUGACACCGCUGAUGACUUUAUUUAGAAGUGUAAAUCAAUAUUUGUUUGUGCAGAGGCAGCACAAUUUUAUUGUCAUAAAACAAUAUGAACUUAUAGUACCUACUGAGAAAAAUUAACUAGAAUGAUUUACAUUAAUGUGUUUUUGCUUGACUAUUUGAAGAACAGGUAAAGCUAUUACACUCAAACAUUUGUCUGUUUCUGCAUCAGUUUGUUUGCGUCCACAUCCCAGUUUGGUUAAAUUUUGCAGUAAGCUAGUAUCUUGGUGACCACUGAGGUGGGAAUAGAUUGAGAUAUCACACACUCAUUCAUUGUGCUGAACUGACUUCCAGUGCACAGAUUCCGUAACUAUUUUGCGUUAUUACAAAACUAUGCUCAUGUUUUGACUUUUAUAUCCAUUCAGAAUCCAGGAACACUGAUUAGGUUAAUUGCCUGCCAUUAGAUAACUGAAAUACUGUUGAAAAAUGGUGCUAAAGCCAAAACAAAAUUCAGAUACAGUUUUGAAAUAUGUUAUAAAAGAAGUAAUACUUUUACAGUUAUUUAUAUUAGCCUAAAUAAAUCACCAGUACCAUAGUUAAGUCUUGACCUUGAAUUUUACAGUGAAAAAUAUAUUUAGGUAUUGUAGAAAUGUUUUAACUUGAUAUAGUCUGUAUGGUGUUAUUAUUAGCUCACCUGUCACAAAGUGACAAGGUGAGCUUUUGUGAUCACGCGGUGUCGUCCGUCGUCCGUGCGUGCGUCCGUAAACUUUUCCAUGUGACAUCUCUAGAGGUCACAUUUUUCAUGGGAUCUUUAUGAAAAUGGGUCAGAAUGUUCAUCUUGGUAAAUUCUAGGUCAAGUUCGAAACUGGGUCACGUGCGGUCAAAAACUAGGUCAGUAGGUCUAAAAAUAGAAAAACCUUGUGACAUCUCUAGAGGCCAUAAUUUUCAAUGGAUCUUCAUGAAAAUUGGUCAGAAUGUUCACCUAGAUGAUAUCUAGGUCAAGUUCGAAACUGGGUCACGUGCGGUCAAAAACUAGGUCAUUAGGUCUAAAAAUAGAAAAACCUUGUGACCUCUCUAGAGGCCAUAAUUUUCAAUGGAUCUUCAUGAAAAUUGGUCAGAAUGUUCACCUUGAUGAUAUCUAGAUCAAGUUCGAAACUGGGUCACGUGGGGUCAAAAACUAGGUCAUUAGGUCUAAAAAUAGAAAAACCUUGUGACCUCUCUAGAGGCCAUAUUUCUCAAUGGAUCUUCAUGAAAAUUGGUCAGAAUGUUCACCUUGAUGAUAUCUAGGUCAAGUUCGAAACUGGGUCACGUAGGGUUAAAAACUAGGUCAGUAGAUUUAAAAAUAGAAAAACCUUGUGACCUCUCUAGAGGCCAUAUUUUUCAUGAGAUCUUCAUGAAUAUUGGACAGAAUGUUCACCUUGAUGAUAUCUAGGUCAAGUUCGAAACUGGGUCAUGUGGGGUCAAAAACUAGGUCAGUAGGUCUAAAAAUAGAAAAACCUUGUGACCUCUCUAGAGGCCAUAUUUCUCAAUGGAUCUUCAUGAAAAUUGGUCAGAAUGUACACCUUGAUGAUAUCUAGGUAAAGUUCGAAACUGGGUCACGUGUGGUCAAAAACUAGGUCAGUAGGUCUAAAAAUAGAAAAACCUAGUGACCUCUCUAGAGGCCAUAUUUUUCAAUGGAUCUUCAUGAAAAUUAGUCAGAAUGUUUACCUUGAUGAUAUCUAAGUCAGGUUCGAAACUGGAUCACGUGGGGUUAAAAACUAGGUCAGUAGAUCUAAAAAUAGAAAAACCUUGUGACCUCUCUAGAGGCCAUAUUUUUCAUGAGAUCUUCAUGAAUAUUGGUCAGAAUGUUCACCUUGAUGAUAUCUAGGUCAAGUUUGAAACUGGGUCAGGUGGGGUCAAAAACUAGGUCAGUAGGUCUAAAAAUAGAAAAACCUUGUGACCUCUCUAGAGGCCAUAUUUCUCAAUGGAUCUUCAUGAAAAUUGGUGAGAAUGUUCAGCUUGAUGAUAUCUAGGUCAGGGUCGUAACUGGGUCAUGUGCGGUCAAAAAAUAGGUCAGUAGGUCGAAAAAUAGAAAACCUUGUGACCUCUCUAGAGGCCAUAUUUUUCACGAGAUCUUCAUGAAAAUUGGUGAGAAUGUUGACCUUGAUGAUAUCUAGGUCAAGUUUAAAAGUGGGUCAUGUGCCUUCAAAAACUAGGUCAUUAGGUCAAAUAAUAGAAAAACCUUGUGACCUCUCUAGAGGCCAUAUUUUUCAAUGGAUCUUCAUGAAAAUUGGUCAGAAUUUUUUAUCUUGAUGAUAUCUAGGUCACAUGUGCUCAAAAACUAGGUCACUAUGUCAAAUAAUAGAAAUAACGACGUCAUACUCAGUUCAACACUGGGUCAUGUGGGGAUAGGUGAGCGAUUCAGGACCAUCAUGGUCCUCUUGUUUUAUGAUGAUGUUAUUAUCUUGUAAUAACAUCUUUGAUAUUACUGUUUUAUGAUACUGUCUGUGAUGUAAUUGCUUAAGAGCGCAUUAAAAUUUCGACUGUCCA
Messenger RNA from Mercenaria mercenaria, 3942 nucleotides. RefSeq names its product ankyrin repeat domain-containing protein 2-like. Bases 117 to 1199 code for a protein of 360 amino acids. The record is from RefSeq and is a predicted model, not a curated record. Gene Ontology annotation, biological process: intracellular signal transduction; positive regulation of transcription by RNA polymerase II. Gene Ontology annotation, cellular component: nucleus. The transcript is spliced from 6 exons. Lineage: Eukaryota; Metazoa; Mollusca; Bivalvia; Venerida; Veneridae. Gene Ontology annotation, molecular function: transcription cis-regulatory region binding; protein binding.